Molecule: messenger RNA, 2088 nt
Organism: Anopheles maculipalpis
Lineage: Eukaryota; Metazoa; Arthropoda; Insecta; Diptera; Culicidae
Product: nose resistant to fluoxetine protein 6-like
Exons: 5
Molecular function (GO): acyltransferase activity, transferring groups other than amino-acyl groups
Source: RefSeq, a predicted model, not a curated record
UUUUCAAGCAAAAUGGCUUUUGUAAUAUUUUUAUUUGCACUCCACGGUGCGUGGCUAGUGUCCAGCCUGGUUGCAGCAGGAAACUCGUUUGCUGAAACAUUUCAAAUGGAAGAGUACCUCAAAUUUCCACCAGUGUUCGAAUACGACGACUUCGAGGAUUGCCGCCGAUGGUACCAGGAUGAGUACGUUUAUUGCAUCGUAAAGGCACCGCUAGCACCGGAUGAGUCAUCCGAUCUAUGGCGGAAUAUCAGUUAUUUUUCUAGUGAUUAUCACCACUACGAUCAUUCGGUGCUGGAGCGGGGCAUAUGCGUACCAAAGUGUCACGAUGCUAUCAUACAAAAUGCGACCGAAAGUGGAAUGGAUCGGCUUUCGCGCGAGCAAAUGAUUCAUCGCUGCAUAAGCGCAGAGAUAACGCCCAACUACAAUCUGAUUGUAUCGUCCGAACUGCGUAUUCAGCACUGUUACGCACGUGAUACAGAAAAUAUCCCCUAUGAUUGGCUCGAUGUGAUGUUUCUCGUACUAGCGGCCGCAAUAAUCGUACUCGUGGUAGCUUCCACCGUGUACGACCUACACCAGCAGGCCAAACAAAAGUUUCCCGAAGAUUACUUCACACGCAGCUCCAAGCAAGCCCAUCAGCGGCUUCUAACAGCGUUCUCAUUUCCUCGCAACAUCCGUAGACUGAAGGAACCAAUCCACACACAGACCCGAAUCGAUCUUGCAUGCUUCGAAGCGUUCCGCUUCGUACAAACGUUGCGUGUCAUCUUCUUGCACGUAACCAUUGCCCACCUGAAGAUCCCACAGCGUAAUCCCGAGUAUCUGGAACAGCUUCAGCAUGGUGCAUCGCUGCAAACGUUUAUCGCCGAGUUUCAAAACUACGUACAAACGUUCUUCACCAUCGGUGGUAUGCUGAUGACGAUCAACUUUCUCGAUCAUAUACGCAAACAUCCAACAUUCCGCCUGUCGUACUUUGGUGAGCGACUGCUGAAUCGACUUUGCCGAUUGGUUCCAACGUAUGCGUUCAUGAUUCUGCUCGAAGCAUCAGUUUUGCGGCACCUGAUCGAUGGACCGUUCGGGCAACAGUUUAUUGGCGAGUCGGCCGAAAACUGUCAACAGCGAUGGUGGAUGAACUUGCUGUUCGUCAACAACUAUAUCGGUUGGGAUAAUCCGUGCUUUAUACCAUCAUGGUACCUUGCAACAGAUCUGCAGCUGUUCAUCUUUGGCAUGAUGAUAAUGAUGAUUUUCUGGCGCUGGCCUUCCACCAGAAGAUACAUCUUUGGUGCAAUCUUCCUCUACAGCGUGAUCGUUCCUGCAGUGGCCUAUCUGAUGUCCAAUAUCACUCCCGUCAUGACGGUUGAUAUGAAGGACGCGGAACAGUACAUUCGGGGCCAAAACUUCCAGAGCGUACUCUACUUCCCAUUCCAUCAGAACACGGGAAUUUACUUCUUCGGCAUGCUUGCCGGCAUCGUUUAUCACCACUAUCGGGACCAAAGGAAGGAGCUGUUUAAGGUUGCUGCAUUCCGCCAGUUGGCUCAGUUCAGUGGACUUUUGUACGUGUUUUGCAUGGCCACCGUGUCCUGGGUGGUGUCGAAUCUAUCCUGGCUUCCCGCUAUCUGUCUUGCCGCGUACGCAAGCGCCUUCAAGCUGAGCUGGGGAUUGUUCAACACUGUGCUGCUGCUAGCGUUAGCUCUACUGCACCGAAACAACUGGAUCAAGAUGACGCUCAGCCAUCCGAUCUUUCGUGUGCUCGGCAAACUGGGCUACAGUGUGUAUCUCAUUCACUUUACCGUUAUAGUACAGGUUUAUGGUAGGGAAAAGGCGCCCAUCUUCAGCAACGAGCAGAUUGUUACAGGCUACACAGUUGAGGUGCUCUUUUUCAGCUAUAUCCUAGGAGCGUUUCUUUGCGUGCUGGUAGAGCUACCUACAGGGGUAGCACUUAAAGAGUUGAUUGAGCCUAGAGCACGGAAACCUUCCAUCAAUGAAGUCCACACGGCUUCGGAACCUAUCGGCACACAGGUAGCACCAUCGUCACCCACACUGGCUGGUGCACCGGAUGCCACCGUCAUGAAGAGCCCGGAUGAGAACCGAUAA